AUGGAUUCUGUUAACAGGUCGGAUAGGGAUCUUUUGGGUCCUAACAAUCAGCAAAUUCCUAAACUGGUUGCGGUGUUUGCAGAGGUUCUAUGCGGAGGGAAGGAUCUGGCUUUGGAACAGACUAUCAGUAGAAUCAUCAGUCUCUUGAGAAAGAUUCAACAAACACUCCCACCUGCUGUCCUCGCCUCUACCUGGUCUACCCUGCAGCCUCAGCAACAGCUUGCUUUGCAAUCUGUAUUAUCAUCGUAAGCCAUUGCCUGUAUCUCUG
Molecule: messenger RNA, 268 nt
Organism: Zingiber officinale
Lineage: Eukaryota; Viridiplantae; Streptophyta; Magnoliopsida; Zingiberales; Zingiberaceae
Exons: 2
Coding region: 1-249 (82 amino acids)
Source: RefSeq, a predicted model, not a curated record